This is a messenger RNA of Desarmillaria tabescens, 762 nucleotides long. RefSeq lists its product as uncharacterized. The coding region runs from base 1 to 762 and encodes 253 amino acids. The record is from RefSeq and is a predicted model, not a curated record. NCBI's taxonomy places the organism in Eukaryota, Fungi, Basidiomycota, Agaricomycetes, Agaricales, Physalacriaceae. The transcript is spliced from 9 exons.
AUGAAGAACGACUUGAGCGAGAAAUCCCUUCGCCUUCCAAAACGUAUCCCGGACGAGUACUGCAAGAAGCCUACCCUGUUUAGUAGUGAAUCCUCGGAAGAGCUGCUACGGCUUGUCUUAAGCAAGGAACGCAAGACCGAUGAGUACGAGCAGUUGUCCGGAGCGGCUUCGAAAGCAGAGGAAGAUCGCUUCGCCGGAAGGAUAUCAGCGUCGACUAGACCCAUGCUAAAAUCCUUAAGGCCGUGGGCAGGCCAUUCAUUCGGCACAUGUCGGGGGCACAAGUGGACUUGUGAGAAGGUCUGCGGCAGGGACAAAGCAGACUUGUUAUGUAAAGGAUGCCCGCCGAGGCGCUUCAAGGACGUCAGAUGUUGCAGUCGCGAGAAAGUGGCAGAGAAUUUAUCGAUGUGGGACAAGGGCGUGGAUGAUAGUACUUCUACGGUAGAGAUCCUUAUGAAGGCAGAUAGUCUCCCGUCUACCUCUGCUCGACGGAAUUUCUUCAAUGCUCCUGAAAUUUCCUCUACCGUUUAUCAAUUUGUUUUUCUGGGAACCAUCCGAGGAGGCAAAUUCAGCAUCAUAUCCCGAAAAGGAUGGAGCACAGUAUUUCAGGUAUUACUCGAGGUAGCCACCCGGGAUCCGUUACAGUUGCGUAAAAUGAAGGAAGUUGGCGUCAUCUCUGGAAAGGCACCAGAAAUCCAUCUUACCCUUCCAACAGUCAGCAGAAUCGAAAACCCUCCGCGAAAUACCUGCCGCCUUGUUCAAUAA